Molecule: messenger RNA, 765 nt
Organism: Fusarium proliferatum ET1
Lineage: Eukaryota; Fungi; Ascomycota; Sordariomycetes; Hypocreales; Nectriaceae
Exons: 2
Coding region: 1-765 (254 amino acids)
Source: RefSeq, a predicted model, not a curated record
AUGCUCCAGCUCCCGGCACCAACGCGCCAAAAGAAAAGGCUGCUAAAGCCCGUCUCUGAAGGCGUCAAAGAGGCCCGCUUCAAAAGCAGCGUGACUGACUGGGAUUGCAAAUACCAUAAUCUCAUUGGGACGUCGACUAGGAUGAUUUACUUUGGCUAUGAAUUUGUCCUGACUGAUGACCAUAUCGAUGACACCUUGGUCUUGUCACGUCAAGUUCGUGAAAAGAUCUGGCAAUUCCUUUUCAAUUUCAGCGACGUCAGCUACACUGCAAAGCACGGUGCCAGGGACCUCACCAACGAAGCCGUCAUCCGUCUAGCCAAAGGUCUGCCCAACCUCAGAACCGUCAGUCUCCCCGGCGCAAACAAAGUCGGCGACGCUGGUUUCCUGGCCCUGAUCUCCAACUACCCAGACCUCAGACUCCUCGAGAUCACACCGUCCAGUACCAACUCAUUCGGCUUAACCAUGAUAACCGCGAAAGCUUUGGACGAGUUUUGUGAACUUCCAGAGUGGGCUCCUGGUCUCAAGCAGAUUAUCAUCACCAACGACCAGCACAAUAAGGAGUUUAUGAAGUCUAUGCGUGCGCUGAGCAAGCAGAGGGAGAAGUUGGUGGUCACGCUGCUUCAUCGCAGUGAGGAGAAGAAGUGGGGAGACUUUGAGAUAGCCACGAUUCUGGAGCAUUUUAUGAAGGGUCGCAAGUGUUCACCAGGAAAGACGCCCCGUGGAAUUGCUCAGCGCUACGGUCAGGAUCACUCCAUUCAAGUCUGA